CUUCUCCCCGCCUCUCCGCUAGCCGCGUCUCGGAAGCUCUGCCUCCCCCGCGCCGCCUGACGCUCCCGGGCCUCCGGCGCUUGUUUCACUUGGCGCCGUGAUGAGCUGCUGAAGUCAUGGUGAAAUGCUGCUCAGCCAUCGGAUGCGCUUCUCGCUGUCUCCCCAAUUCCAAGUUGAGAGGGCUGACUUUCCACGCAUUCCCCACAGAUGAAAAUGUCAAAAGAAAGUGGGUAUUAGCAAUGAAAAGACUUGAUGUGAAUACUGCAGGCAUUUGGGAGCCCAAGAAAGGAGAUGUGUUGUGUUCAAGGCACUUUAAGAAGACAGAUUUUGACAGAAGUGCUCCAAAUCUUAAACUAAAACCAGGAGUCAUCCCAUCUAUAUUUGAUUCCCCAUACCAAUUACAGGAGAAGAAAGAAAAGCUGCACUAUAGGAAAAACUUCACUCUCAGAACCCUUCCGGUCACAAACCAUGACCACCAACUCAUCGGUGCUUCUUCGUACAUUGAAAAGUUCCAAUCUCAGUUCAUUUUUGAGCACAGCUACAGUGUAAUGGACAGUCCAAAGAAACUCAAACAUAAGUUAGAUCAUGUGAUCAGCCAGCUGGAGGACACCCAGGAAAGUCUGCGCAAUGUUCUAGACCGAGAAAAGUAUUUCCAAAAAGCACUGAGGAAAACGAUUAGAGACUUGAAGGAUGAAUGUCUCAUCAGCCAAGAAACAGCAGAGAGACUGGACCAGUUCUGUUGGGAGCCUCCUCGGGAGGGCACAGAGCAUGGCUAUUCUGCGAGGUAGCACCAUGCUGCAGCCUUUCAGAGUGUGAUUCUCACAUGUGUCAUGUAUGGUGCCUGUCACUGAAGUCCUGCUGGGGUCCUUCGGAGCAUUAUGCAUUACGGUUGUUACCCACAGUCGUUUUUGAAGAUGUACAGGAAUGUCUGUGUGGUAGUUCAAUGUUUGUGUCACUUGUGAUACUUAUGUUUUAUAUAGACUUAAACUAGUGCCACUAUUUACUAUUGUAAGAUGCUAAAAGCUUGAGAGAAUUCCACAGAAAUAAGGAAAUUACAUUUUCCGUGUUAAACUCUGGUGGUAGGAACCAGACUCUUCAGCAGCAACAGUUUUUUGUGUUGAGUGAAUACCUUUAUUUAUACUUGCUUUAUGGUAAGUAGGAUUUUAUUUAAAUGUAUUUUAGUAUAAAGCAAAAUUCACUGUGACAAAAACCAUCUUGCAUUCAUCUCCAGAUGCUUUCGUUCAUAAUAUGGAAGGGCCUUUUUACACAGUUGCCCAUAGCUUCUACUCUUAAGAAUAACAUGGAGGCUUUUAAAAUUAAGAGCCACUUUAAGAAGACCCUUCACAAGGGAAUCACCAUCGUUCUCCUGACCAACACUCAGAUGUAACCACAAGUUCUUUUAAAAACAA
Molecule: messenger RNA, 1409 nt
Organism: Octodon degus (degu)
Lineage: Eukaryota; Metazoa; Chordata; Mammalia; Rodentia; Octodontidae
Gene: Thap6
Product: THAP domain containing 6
Exons: 5
Coding region: 117-788 (223 amino acids)
Source: RefSeq, a predicted model, not a curated record